UUCUCGUUUAGUAAUACAGGCGGAGCGAACAGGGCUCAAAAGAGACAUGACAAUUGAAUCAAUUGGUCUAAGGAAACAGUGGAGAGCUGACUGGCCUCGUGAGCUUCGGGGAAGCAUGCAUCGAGGUUCGCAACAUUAUUUACUCUGUCCCGUCCACCAGGCUUACAGAAACCUCUGAAUUUUAGCACAAGCGUCCAUCACUCCUAAGACAUUACGGACAGAUUGGAAAGCAGGAAACAGUCUGGAUUGAUAUUACCAUUGCAAGAUUAGAACUGGGAGUUGGCCUGCGACAGACUCCCGAGACGCAGCCAACAGGCGCAGACUUACACCGCCAUGGCAUCGGCACUUGUCUUCUCCAUUGCGGCAUCAAUCCUGCUUCAGCCAGUUGCCGGCACAAAUACAGGCACAGUUCAUUGCUCCGACGCCUCUUACCAGCCUGGAAGCGUGUAUUUUUCAGAUCAAUGCUACAAUGACAUCCAGAGCUGUAUCACCAAGCUGGCAGCCAAUGCUUCCGUGGUUGACUGCAACGGCUCCAACAUCAGCAUGCAGCAACAGGCAAACUUGGGAGCCGUAGGUUCAGCCCAGAAUAGUGACAUCAGCGUCUCUUUUAAGAGCAUGGUAGACCUUUGCCUCUUGAGCGGCUCGACAAGCGGAACUUGGGGCUGGAGCGACAACCAGUGGUACUGGCUUUGGACCAGCGGAGCUUGCUACACUUCUAGCGGGGGAUCGGGUACAAUGCCUACAAGGCCUGCCCCUUACUGCUUGCAAGAUCGCGAUUCUUCGCUUCCGGACUGCUACCCUCAACCGAGUCCUGGCGGAGGUCCGUUGAAAGUCUUAAAAACAGCGAAAACUACCAAUGGAUUCAGUUCAUCGGCCAGAGGCUGGAACACAUAUGGAGCUCAAGCCCUGGCCAACGGUUCUACGUUGAUUCCGUCUUUCGCCGGACAAUCUGGUCUAUAUUAUACGCAGAAGUUUGUUGAAACUCAGUGUGGCGUCCUUGCCAACUCUAAGUUCAAGGCUGCUGGCUUCGACAUGUGCAGCCUUGAUUCUGGCUGGCAGUCCUUUGAUGAGGUUGAUGAUAACGGCCGAAUCAUCUACAACGACACUCGAUUUGAUAUGCCCAAGCUUGGCCCGUGGCUCCACAACCAGGAUUUAAAACUCGGCUUAUACAUUACUCCUGGCGUGCCUUGCCAAGCAGCUAAUAAGACCAUUAUAGGCACGGAUAUUACCGUCGGAUCCGUAUUUAACGGAAAUUUCGAUCAGAUUUUGUGCCAGUUUGACUAUAGUAAAGAUGGUGUUCAGCAAUGGCAUGAUUCUGUAGUGAAUCUGUGGGCCUCUUGGGGCGUUGAUAUGAUCAAACUCGACUACGUCACUCCUGGCUCGCCGCAAAACGGCGCCAUGCUGGGAUGCCAGAACUCAGACGCCGUAGUGGCUUACCAAAAGGCCAUUGCGAAGACAGGCAAAGAUAUCCGCUUGAACAUCUCAUGGAAGCUAUGCCGCAACGAAACUUGGUUGCCUGUUUGGAGCAACCUGGCAGAGUCCAUGCGCACUGAUCAAGACAUUAACAACUAUGGCCAUGAGACUUUCUUGGCUUGGUCGGUUGCCCAACGUGCCAUUGACAACUACCGCCAGUACAUUGGCCUCCAAGCUCAGCAAAAUAAACCAAUCACGAUUUACCCCGACAUGGAUAACUUGUUCGCCGCCAACCCGGAGAGAUUAACCGGUGUUAACGAUAGUAUGCGAACUACAGUCAUGAACCACUGGCUAGGCGCAGGGGCAAACUUAAUUCUCGGCAGUGAUCUAACCCAGACGGAUGAUCUUGGUUAUAAGCUGUUGACAAGCUCUCAAUCAACUGCCGCCGCUAAUUUCUUCGCCAAGUAUCCUAUGCAGCCGCGGAAUCCUCGCACUGGAAACAACCUUGCCCAGCAGCUUCAAGCCUGGAUCGGUGGUCCAAGUGAUGAUGGCAAGGAGGCAUAUGUGCUAAUUGCAAACUACGGACCUGAUCAAGGUUCUGGGGGGUUCGGAACAUAUCUCUAUGGACAACAGGCAGUGACUGUGUCUUUAUCUGGUCUUGGUUUGAGCUGUUCUGAGUGGAAGUUCACUGAUGUUUGGUCAGGCAAUUCUACGCAUGUCAAUAACCAAUAUACAGCGUAUCUAACUGAGGGCGAAUCUCAGUUGCUGCAUUUGACAAAGUCAGGUUGAGAGGGAGAAGGAAGGCUAGUGGAAAUAAAAAUAUUAUAUCGCGAAUUUAUUAAAGCUCAAUUUGCUAUUGCCAACGGGCUAAAUUAUCAAAAUGUGCUCUCUGAGCUAAGCGUAGAAGGGUACCACAAAGUAUCCGAGAUUCAGGAAGGCUGGUGACAAGACAAUCAUCCCUAGAUAUAUCAACGGCUCAGCAAACAGGAGAGACAAGCUAGCAACUACAGUUUAGUGUAUGCUAUCCUUUUGAAGAUACUGUCCUGAAGAAAAAAAAAGGUUA
Messenger RNA from Trichoderma asperellum CBS 433.97, 2476 nucleotides. RefSeq names its product Alpha-galactosidase 3. Gene Ontology annotation, molecular function: hydrolase activity, hydrolyzing O-glycosyl compounds. Gene Ontology annotation, biological process: carbohydrate metabolic process. The record is from RefSeq and is a predicted model, not a curated record. NCBI's taxonomy places the organism in Eukaryota, Fungi, Ascomycota, Sordariomycetes, Hypocreales, Hypocreaceae.